UCUUCUUCUUCUUCUUCUUUUUCUUCUUCAUACAUCUGAAUUACAGAGCUUUGAAAAGACCUUGAAGUCAUGGAAGUUAUGAACAAGUUCAUAACAAUUAAGAGGCACAUAGAAGGUGCACCACAAGAAUCUGACUUUGAGCUCAAGACUGAAUCAAUUUCUCUCUCAGUUCAGGCUGGCUCCAAUGAUGUUAUUGUCAAAACCUUCUAUUUAUCAAUCGAUCCUUACCAACUAAACAGGAUGAAGAGUUACAGCUCCUCACAGAAAGCUCACAGUUUUGCAGUUGGCAUUAUUCCUGGUGAGGCCAUUGAUGCUUUUGGUUUGGGAAGAGUUGUGGCUUCAGGACACCCUGGCUUUGAGAAGGAUGAUUUGGUUGCUGGAGUUAUCACUUGGGGAGAGUACAGUUUAAUAAAAGGAGCUGUGAUGUUAAAUAAGUUGGACACCAUGGGCCUUCCACUCUCCUAUCAUGUUGGAAUUUUAGGUUUUAGUGGGCUUACAGCGUAUGGAGGGUUUUUCCAAGUAUGUAGGCCGAAGAAAGGAGAGAAAGUGUUUGUCUCUGCAGCUUCUGGUUCUGUCGGAAAUUUGGUUGGUCAGUAUGCAAAGUUGUUUGGAUGCUAUGUUGUCGGCUGUGCUGGAACCAAACAAAAGGUGGAAUUGCUUAAAGAGAAGCUUGGUUUUGAUGAUGCAUUCAACUACAAAGAAGAAACAGAUCUCAAGUCAACUCUCAAAAGGUACUUCCCUGAUGGCAUUGACAUAUAUUUUGACAAUGUGGGAGGUGAUAUGCUUGAAGCUGCAGUUUUCAACAUGAACACAUUUGGUAGAGUUGCAGUUUGUGGGGUAAUCUCCGAGUACACAGACGUCGCAAAACGAGCUGCACCAGACAUGCUUGAUGUUAUUUAUAAGAGAAUCGCUAUCCAAGGCUUCUUAGCCGCCGAUCAGAUGAAUGUUUAUGCAGAUUUCCUCUCAACAACUGCUGAUCACCUUCGCAAUGGGAAAAUGAAGGUGCUCGAGGACAUUUCACAUGGCGUGGAAAGCAUUCCAACCACUUUUAUGGCACUUUUUAGCGGUGAUAACAUUGGAAAAACGAUUGUUCAAAUCAUAGCAGAUGUUUAGAACUCAUUUUGCAUAUUAGAUGUUUUCCUUCCCAUUGAUUCAGAGAA
Messenger RNA from Camellia sinensis, 1160 nucleotides. Its product is annotated as 2-alkenal reductase (NADP(+)-dependent). NCBI's taxonomy places the organism in Eukaryota, Viridiplantae, Streptophyta, Magnoliopsida, Ericales, Theaceae. The record is from RefSeq and is a predicted model, not a curated record. Gene Ontology annotation, molecular function: oxidoreductase activity, acting on the CH-CH group of donors, NAD or NADP as acceptor.